UAGGAACUGCGGUAGCUGCGGGCAUUCUAAAUUCUUACCACCACGCACCACCCACGCCAACACCCCUCCCUCGUUACCCAUCCUCACCCCUUCCAACCUGCGAAUACAUCUUGAUGAUCUAGCGACGUCCUGCGCCCAACCAGCGCCGCACAGCCGUUCGUCAAAAUGCCUACACCCCAGACGCGAGCGCAGCGUCCUCGUCGAGAGCUACGCAGCGAUGCCAUCGCAGAGCCCUCGUCGCCGUCGCGCCCCCAGAAGCGUCGCAAGAAGAAUGACGAUGCGCCCGUCGAGCCCGAGGAGGAGAAUUCGUCGCUUGUCGCAGAUCAGUCCGGCGUCAACGAAGAGGACGAAGACCAGCUUGUCACGCGCGUAACGCACCAUCUCGCCGCGCCCGUGGACGCCGCGCAGGCCAGCAGCGAUCAUGCCAACAGCAUGCACGAGUCCCACAAGGAGGGCGUGCAGGCCUACGCCAAAAUCGCCGCCCAGGACUGGACCUACUAUGUCAAGGCCCUCACUGUCAACAUCGGCCGCUCCUCGGAGCCCGCAGCCCAGAAGCGGCCUGACCAGGAUGGCGACGCCGACCCUGCUGUGCACAUCGACCUCGGACCCAGCAAGAUGAUUUCGCGUCAGCAUGCGGCUGUCUACUUCAACCACGACGUAGAGGAGUGGUGGCUGGUGGUCAAGGGUCGCAACUCGCUCAAGGUGGACGGCACGCUUUGGAAGUCGGGCCAGAAGGGCCCUUUGCGGAGCGGCGAGGUCAUUGAAAUUGCCGGCACCGAGAUGAUGUUCGUCCUGCCCAUCGACCUCAGCCCGCUGCAUAUCCACGAGAGGUACCUCGAACGGGCGGGUCUUGCAAAGCCCGGCUCUCCCUCGUCGUCUCGCCCGCCUCGCCGUCCGCUGCCGUCGUCGGGCGAGGCUCAGGCACUGCAGUCUAGUCCUCAGGUCAAAUCCUCUCGUAACCAGGGCUCUGGCCCUCAGAAGACUCUGGCUCCGGCCCCGCCUGAUUAUAAACGCCCUGGCACGCCUCCAUCCGCUCGGAGCCGAGCUGCUGCUCCCCAAACCUCGCCGGCCGUUGAGCAGACACCGUUGAUGAUGAUGACUGGUAACCACGAUGCCGACCUGAGCUUGGAUGAGAACAAGCACAUGAAGCCGCAGUAUAGCUAUGCGCAGAUGAUAACCCAGGCCAUCACUCACACGCAGGACGAGAAGCUUAAUCUCAACGGCAUCUACAAUUUCAUCACCAGCAGAUACUCGUAUUAUCGCCAUCAACCUCCGUCGGGCUGGCAGAAUUCCAUUCGGCAUAACCUCUCACUCAAUAAGUCGUUUGAGAAGGUUGCGCGCUCUACAGACGAGCCCGGGAAGGGCAUGAAGUGGCAGCUCGUGGCCGAGACGCGCGAGGAUAUGAUCCGCAGCGCCUACCGGGGCGGCCGCGGCGGCCAUCGAGGCUCGUCCAACCCGUCGUCGCCAAGCCAGCUGAACUACAUCACACAGGGCCCGAGAGACAUGGCGGCUAGAGAUUCCGUCUCAGCGCGCAAGCGCAAGGUGUCGCCUUCUGGCUCGCCCCAACCGCGCUCGGCGCCGGCAAUUAGAGGCUCGCACCAGACGCCCGUACGUAGCUCUCGCAAGCCCCUCCCCGACGAAGCGGGAACGGGAGCCGACGGUAGCCCUCUACCUCGCCUCCGCAAGAACAACGCCUCGAGCACGCUAGGGGCCUCGGAGAAUAACAACGUGCCUGGUUCCCCGACGUUGACGUCGUCAUACCUACAAGAAGACGGUGCGUCCUUUGUCACGCCGGCACCACACCGAGUUCAUCUCAAGCUCGCUCCCCCCAGCACGGCCCAACGGCCCAGCCAGCACAUGCCGACCAGCUCUCCCGCUCCGUUCUGGAAAUAUGCCGACAUUGGUAGUACGCCGCUAAAGCCCACUCAGUUCGACCUAAGCCCGUCGAAGCCGCACGGGGCCCUGCCGCCCCAGAGCAGCAGCCCAGCUCCAGCGCGGAGCAAAUCGCCAGUAGCGAGCCCGACGCGGCCCAGCCGCGCCGUAGUGGACGACCCCCCAAGCCCAACCGCCGAGAUUGAGGAGGACCAGGGCUUUGAUCUAACCAAGGGUUUUCAGAGCAUUGGCAGCUACCAUGCCCCGGUCGGGCACGGCAAGCAGGUUCAGCCGCCGGCGACAAACGGAGAUAUCGUCACCUAAGUGGCGGCAUGUUCAUUUUCCGGAUACAGAGCCACCCUUUUCUCUUACUAUCUCGGAAGGAGACUCUUUGUAUCACGUGUGCGACUGUUGUAUCAAUAGAGGGAUGAGGAUGCUCGCGGCUCUGGAGGGACGCCAUCUAGCACACUUGAUCUUUGGCCGGGGCCGAUUUUUUUUUCUCGUUCUUUUCUUUUUUUGCAAAAAGUCCAACCGCUCUUCUGAGGUUUUUGCUAGAUACCU
Lasiosphaeria miniovina is the source of this 2433-nucleotide messenger RNA. RefSeq names its product fork head domain-containing protein. Bases 166 to 2196 code for a protein of 676 amino acids. Gene Ontology annotation, molecular function: DNA-binding transcription factor activity, RNA polymerase II-specific; protein binding; RNA polymerase II cis-regulatory region sequence-specific DNA binding. Gene Ontology annotation, biological process: regulation of transcription by RNA polymerase II. The transcript has 4 exons. Lineage: Eukaryota; Fungi; Ascomycota; Sordariomycetes; Sordariales; Lasiosphaeriaceae. The record is from RefSeq and is a predicted model, not a curated record.